AUGCGAGCGACGGACGAUUUUGGUCAAGUCUUGGUCAUUAGCGGUGGAAGUGGAUACAAUGACUUGAUCAAUGCAACAGACUCUGCGAUUUUUGUUCUCCCAGGUGGACCUUCACUAGGUGAUAUUCGAGCACGGUUGGUACGCCUCGCCCGCUUGGCGGCUACGCGUGAGAAAUCAUCCCGCAACUUGGAACAGCCUGGCUCCCGAGAGGCUCUGUACACGCUGUUAUCAUAUCGUCUGCCUGUAUCUGGACCUAUGCGAGAAAUCAAGCAGGAAUGGAUGGACAUUAUCGAAGGCAAGCAUCGACUAUGGCGUGGCAUCGAUGCCGAGAAACGAGACGAGAUCCUGCAUCGCGCGCAUAGAAACUUCAACUUCCGCGGUGGAAGCAUAGGCAAUUUUUUCCUCGCUGCCAUGCAACGCUUUUUCCGCUCGAUCCAAAGUGCCAUUUUCUUCUUCUCUGCGCUGACAGAUAUCCAGUCUGCUAUCAAAAAUUGCGACGUGUUACCUGCCAUCAAUACCAACAAGACCACCACCAUUGCUGCCAGACUUGCCGAUGGGACACAGCUUGUGGGCCAAUGUGAGAUUUCACAUCCUUCCAUUGAUUUGACCCUCAAGAAACGCGAUUGUAUCAACUCUGUUGCACCGACGCGCCGUCCCUCGUUUGAGCUGCAAGAUUCCGUGUUUGAGUUUGGCACACACAACGGAUAUGCUUCUCGACAUGCUGCUGACGUGUCUGCCCCCCCGCCCGCUAGCGCACGAACGGAGUCCAGUGCCCACAGCAUGAACGAUUCUGACUUUAGUGACGAUGUGGAAGAUAUGGAAGAGGGUAUCCCUAUGAGUCUGAACGACGUGGGCGAAUCCCUUGGCAAUAUCCUGUAUGGAUCAAAGGAAGACUCUGUGCCACUAUCGGCCCCGAUUGAUCGCUUGUUCUACGUGAAUUCCUACCGCAAUGAAGUAUUCCCUGCUCCAAACCCCUCCUACCUCACGGGAUUGCGUCGUAGCAAUCUGCUGAUAUACUCCUGUGGGUCUCUCUGGACAAGUAUUAUUCCUUGCCUUAUUCUUCGUGGCGUUCCCAACGCCAUUGCACGCUCACCAUCGCUUAAGUACAAAGUGCUCCUUCUCAACUCGGAGCACGACAGAGAAACCUACGGUCUCCAUGCUUUAGACUUUGUCAAUAUCAUUCACCGAUCCCUCACGCAACUUCAUACCAUGGACUUCCCCAAUGAGAAGUUCCUCUUUACGCCGUCUGACUUUGUGACGCACGUUAUCUACGUACGUGGCAGUGCUGUCCAGCCCAGUGUGUCCGAGCUGAAACAGCUCGGGAUCCAAUGCAUCGGCGUCGAGUCAUGUUGUGAUGCCCGCAUUCGUCUAGGUGAAACACAAUUACGCAACGCAUUGUAUCAAAUUGUACACCAGAAAGGUACUUCGUGA
Malassezia pachydermatis is the source of this 1431-nucleotide messenger RNA. RefSeq lists its product as hypothetical. Bases 1 to 1431 code for a protein of 476 amino acids. The record is from RefSeq and is a predicted model, not a curated record. Lineage: Eukaryota; Fungi; Basidiomycota; Malasseziomycetes; Malasseziales; Malasseziaceae. Gene Ontology annotation, molecular function: LPPG:FO 2-phospho-L-lactate transferase activity. The transcript has 7 exons.